AUGUUUGGAAAUAGAAGGAGAAGAGCGGUUUCGAAUCCGCCAGUAAAUUCAAAUGUCAACGCAUCUGCCGCGACCGCCGCGGCACAGGCAUUUCUAUCUUCUCAAGCAUCAAAUACGUCCUUGUCUUCCGCUGCAGCAGCUGCCGCAUUACGAUCCCGACCAACAACACCUACCUCGGUGGCAGACAUUCAAACCAAAAGAACAAUUCGGAGAAACGGUUCAACCUCUUCUGCGGGAAGUUCUGUAGGUGGUUCCGUACGUGGUCCACCAGGUUCGACCCUUGUGAGGAGAGGAAGUUCCGGUUCGAUGACUGAACGAACUUUUCGGGAAUCGUCACCAGUCCCAAGUGCAUAUGAUGCGCCGCCUGUACCGGCAAUUCCGCAAAAUAUCACAAAGGCUGGUGGGAAGAAGUCGCGAAGAUCUGCAAGUAUGGAUGCACCUGGAUUGAGAAUCGCAUCGCCACCUCCAAAUAAAACUGGUGGGAGAGGUUCGAGUCUUGGACCAUCAGCGACAGCAUCGCGUGGGUCGGGUCCAAGAAACCCAAGUUUAUCCAGUGUAUCUGAGAUGAAUGGGGAGAGUAGAGGGUCCGUCAAUUUUUCCUACCCUACGAGUACAAGGCCAAUGUCUCCUGAACAAAGACGGCUAACAUGUUCUCCAAGCUUAAGUACAAGCCCAAGGAUUGUCUCGCCACAUAACCAAAAUCUAGUAUACGAUCCAAAUACCAGGCGCUUCUUACCGCUAGCGGACAUUCUAGCUAUCGAGCAAAGAUUGAAUGGAAUUGCUAAUGCUCCAGUUAAAAAGAAGAAACGAAAUCCGCCUGCUCAAGGUACGCAUCUAGCAGCUGGAUCGGUGGGUGGAAGGAUACAGGGAACUGCGGUGGAUGCAAUGGAAACGGCAUCAAACACAUCAACCACACAACAAUCGAUAUCACAACCUUCCCAGCAACCCAUACCACAACCUUUCCAACAACCUCAAAAAUCUCUUGCAGUGACAUCACCACCAAAGAAGAAAAAGAAGCGUGUUGUCAUAGCCGAUUCUGAUAGUGACCAGGCAUCAAUUCUACCAAAUUCAUCUGCUGAUGAAAGUGACGUACCAUCAUAUGGUUAUAAAACUCGAGCAGGCGCCAUCUUGGCGAAAAAGCCAUCAGUUGUGCGUGAGGAUAGAGAAAGAGAGGAGAAAGAAGAUGAUUCACCGUUGCGCUCUGGAAAUGUAGGGUUUUUGAAGGAUCGCAUUGAACCCACAAGAACUAUAUCACCAUCUCCCUUGCCUCGAUCAUCUGCUGGCAGGGGACAUGGUCGAGCGCAAUCGUCAGCAAAUUAUGCGCAAGAACGCCAGCAUACCAGAUCUGCAAGCCAACCUCCAAUGACAUCUGUUGCCGCCCCUCCGUUAAAUGAAGAAUCUCCUCGUGGUGGUCGUGUCCAAUCCGUGAGUCCUGCGAGAACUCCACAUUUUAUGGCAACCCCCGAGACCUUGACGAUUAGACACCAGCCACCUCCAAGAUCUGUAUCUCCACGAAAGUCGGCCUUGAAACAUUCUUCCAUGUCUUCAAUUGAACCUAGAGGACCGUCACCAUCUGACGGAGGUUCCUUUCGACUUAGUGAGGUUUCUAAUGACGAGGAACAGCCAAGAAAGAAAGGAAACAGAGUUAGCUUUGAUGAAGGAAACAACGUUGUAUUGGGUCAAUCGACAACCUUGGCUUCUGAUUCACCAAUGGUUCCGAGUCCGCAAGUAAAGCGUAGCUGGUUUAAUAUUGGUCGUGGGAAGAAGAAGGACAUACAUGCUACAGAUGAAGAUGACGACGAAGUAAUGAAACCAAGACCAGCUCUUCCAUCUUUUGGAAGUGUGCGGGAAAGAAAAACUCAUCGAGAGACAGAGGAACGAGUUCUAGUCAGACCACCAGAGCAGGUAACUACCAUUGCUCCUGUCACUUCGCCUACUUCACCAUUGUUCACUUCUCAUACGGGAGGUGUAUUGGAAUCCCCCAUGGGACAGUCAAAUGAUCAUGUCGCAGGUUCACUACUCGCCCAUGAUGCCACUUCGAAAAAUGCAGCAAACAUUUCGAAAUCUCGCGAGCCUCUGCCUCCUGAUGUAACAUCUUUGGAAGGGACUGGGGAAAUUUCAGACGCUAGCAGUACGUAUAGCUUAGAUAAUAAUGCUAUCGGUAUUGCUAGAAGUAAUAGUGUAAGAGUUGGACCAGAAGAUGGACAUGCUGAUACAUAUCGAGAAUUGGCAAGCCCAACGAAAGAUCAAUUUGAGGAUCAGGAAUUGAAUGAAGAUAUUCCGGAAAUUGCUGUUCAAAUGCCUACUCCAACUCCAGAAGGCACACAAUCAAGAGAAUGGUUGGACAUGCCUGGUGGGUAUAGGGGUUCAGGAAGCUCCACUUCGAGUUAUGUGGAUCGAUCCAAGGAUGAGGUCCAUGCUGCUACUGAGAAUGGUAUUAUUAGCACAGCUAUUUCGCCUACUUCCGAAGAAGCAAAUUCAACAAAUGGUACCUCGAACUUAUCGGAAUUUGGGGAUAGUGCCAGAACAAGUUCGGAAGCUCAUCCUGCACCAAUUUUUGAAGAGUCGGAGGAAUCUGAAAAUGACAGUAUAUAUAGUGAUGCAGCUGAAGAGUUUGAGGCACCAGAUGAUGGUGGUUUCAUGUCUUUGGAUGCUGUGGUAGAAAGUCCUGUAUCUGCAUCUGCUAUACUAGCAUCUGAGCCAGACAGCCCAAGAACUAAAUUGGCGAAAGAAAGAGCAUAUAUGUCAAGUCAAUUGCAAAGAAAGUCGAGUGAACCAGAUCCAGAAGAAGGGUGGGAGAAAGCUCAGCAAUAUUGGAAGAAUUUGUCAGUGGACAGGAAGAAACAAUUGGAGCUAGAUGCAUUUAAGGUGACAGAUGAAGAAGAGAAAGAAGAAGUUACGCCAGCCCCAAAGCCAAAGAAAACGAAAAAGAAAUCGGUAACCAUACAAUCGCCUACCUCUCCUAUUAUGCAAACAAUGCAACAAUCGCCAUUUCCACAAGUUCAAAAGCAAUCAAAUACGGAGAGAAGCUACAUGAUUCAACCAGGAUCAAAGGUAGGCUCCAAUGGUCACAGCCAGACAACUAUGCGAUCAUCUAUGAGAGCGGAACCUCCUCAUGCGGAAUCAGAUGUUCAUAUCAGGCAAUCUAUGAGAGGACCUGGUUCGACAAAGGGAGCGACCCAGAAUGGAACAGCUCAGCCUAAUGGAAUACUACAAAAGAAACAAAGGCCUGUUUCUCUUCCUCCCGCUAAGACUCAAGCAAAUACUCAAGCUGUAAAUCAGCAUCUUCGGCUUAUCCAGGGGGCCGCUGCCACUGCUACUUCGCCUAAUUCUCAAAGAAAUAGUGCAGUAGUAGCACCAACUCCUCUACGACGUAAAUCAUCUGGAGAUAGCGAUACUAGUUUCAAACGUGCUAGACCUGCAACAGAUGGAAUAAGUAUGAGACGUUCUAUGCGUCGCGAAAGUGAUGUAUCAUCAAAUGGCCGUCAACAAUCUCCUCUGAACUCAAGUCGAUUUAGUCUUCGAUCAUCAUCACCUGGUGGACCUCCUGCAGUUACCAUGCGAGGAACAAUGCGAAGUUCUCUAAGAGGAUCUAAUGAUUCUACUGCUCGAGCAAAAUCUCCAAUCAGAAUACCUGGAUUCGGUAGAAGUUCAUCAGCUAGACCAGCUCCAAAACAAAAGUCAACUCAACGAUCAAGUCGAUUUGCUGAUUCAAGUGAUGAAGAUGAACCUCGUGCUGGAUUUAGAAGUCGUUUUGUGGAUUCAAGUGAUGAUGAUGAACCUACACCUAUAGCUCCUAUAGUCGCACGACCAAUAUCAUCACGUGGUACACCAGUUCGAAGUAUACCAAAACCUAUAGGGUAUCAAGAUGGAGAUUCUUCUGAUCUUCCAGAUAGUGAUGAUGAGAGUCGACCUGCCACAGCUAAGAGUGUAAAUAAACCCAAAGCAAAUGGCAAUAGACCAUCAUCUCGAAAUAUGACAGCAGCAUCUGGAGAUUUACAGAGAUCAGGUUCAGGUCGUGGCACGAUCAAGGUCGGCAAUGGACAAAUCACACCGAUUACUCCUCCUAGACCACAGAAUGCUCGACGUGGAAGUAUUUUAUCUAUUUUUAGGAAAAAACAAGAUCCAAAUAGUAAAGUCAGGAAGUACAAUGGAGAAAGUCCGGCUAGGAGAGACACACAUUUGGAGAGAAGUAAGGAGGAUCUGGAAGCUAUUAAGAGACCGGAGACUCUUGGUAAACCUGAUUCUCCUAGAGUUUUGAAAAAGAAUCCGAGACAAAAUAGUGGAUCUUGGCCUUUGGCUGAUGAUACGGGCAUCAAAGUACCUUUUGAAGAGGGAAGGCCUUUCUCUGCGGAUACGGGAGCAGGAAUUGUGGGAGGUGAAAAUAAAGAAAUUGUUGCGGAAUUGAAUGGAAGACCAGAAGUUGGGAACCGAAGAUUUACGGCUACGGGGUUGAGUGAUGUGGAUGUUAUGGGGCAAGGGGGAAGUCCGAGAAAAAAGAAGAAGUUUCAAGUUUUGAGGAAGAUGUUUAGGUUGGAGGAUUAG
Botrytis fragariae is the source of this 4545-nucleotide messenger RNA. RefSeq lists its product as uncharacterized. The record is from RefSeq and is a predicted model, not a curated record. Lineage: Eukaryota; Fungi; Ascomycota; Leotiomycetes; Helotiales; Sclerotiniaceae. The transcript is spliced from 3 exons. The coding region runs from base 1 to 4545 and encodes 1514 amino acids.